This is a messenger RNA of Temnothorax curvispinosus, 1818 nucleotides long. It is a transcript of the gene phtm, whose product is annotated as cytochrome P450 306a1. The record is from RefSeq and is a predicted model, not a curated record. Bases 262 to 1785 code for a protein of 507 amino acids. Gene Ontology annotation, cellular component: intracellular membrane-bounded organelle; cytoplasm. Gene Ontology annotation, biological process: xenobiotic metabolic process. Gene Ontology annotation, molecular function: oxidoreductase activity, acting on paired donors, with incorporation or reduction of molecular oxygen, reduced flavin or flavoprotein as one donor, and incorporation of one atom of oxygen; heme binding; iron ion binding. NCBI's taxonomy places the organism in Eukaryota, Metazoa, Arthropoda, Insecta, Hymenoptera, Formicidae. The transcript has 9 exons.
ACGCCACUUAGCUCGACACUGUGGUCGAUGUUACAUCGAAUAGUCUUUCCUACAACGUAUUCCUUCCGAAAAGAAAAAAAACAACAGUUAUUCGAGUUUCGUAAUUCCCGCUCAACCAGUUAUAAUAUUAUUCAAGCGGGCGUGGACCACGGACAUCAUCGUGGCUGCUGUAGCAGGCUUCUGUGGCAGGAUUUCGGUGCUAGCAGAUUCGGCGACGCAGCAUCGUUGCAGCAUUUCUGCUUCCGCUGAAACGGGAUCACAAUGAUAGCCCUUAUUAUUCUGGGCGUAUCGCUCGUGCUUCUUAUCUACGUCUUCUUUUGUAAAAAUCGCAAGUCACUUCGACUUCCACCGGGACCACCGGGCGUUCCGUUGUUCGGUUAUCUACCAUGGAUAGAUCCCGUACGUCCCCAUGUGUCGCUGACGGAACUGGCAAGGAAGUAUGGCCCGAUUUGUGGGCUACGAAUGGGCUCUGUGUACACAGUAUUAUUAUCGGAUCCACAGCUGGUAAGGCAGACCUUUGCCAAGGAUGCGUUUGCCGGCCGGGCUCCGUUGUACUUGACGCACGGAAUGAUGCAGGGAUACGGUCUCAUUUGCGCGGAGGGUGAUCUCUGGAGAGAUCAAAGAAGAUUUGUAGCCGGAUGCCUGAAGAAUUUCGGCAUGACGAAACUACCCGGUACCAAAAGGGACAAAAUGGAACAAAGGAUUCUCGUAGCCGUGAACGAGUGCACGUCGAAACUAAAAGAGCUCACUAUGGAAGACGGUAUUGAUCCCCUCGAGACGCUCCAUCAUUGUGUGGGUAACAUGAUGAACGAUCUCGUGUUUGGUAAAGUUUACAACGAGAACGACCAGGUGUGGAAAUGGCUGCGACACCUGCAAGAGGAAGGAGUUAAGCAUAUCGGAGUAGCAGGGCCACUUAAUUUUUUGCCGUUUCUCAGAUUUUUGCCACGAUAUGGAAAAGUAAUGGAGUCACUUAUCGGUGGCAAGUUAAAAACGCAUCAGGAAUAUCAAAAAAUUAUCGACGAGCAUCGUGCUCGACGCGAGAAAAUGGAUAGCUUCCUCGCGGCUUUCGACGAGGCAAUGAGUACCAAUGAGGACAAUGGAUAUUUCACACAACCGCAAUUUUAUCACCUGCUAGCCGAUCUUUAUGGCGCAGGCACCGAUACAACUUUGACAACUUUCCGUUGGUUCCUGCUCUUCAUGGCAGCACAUCCGGACGAGCAAUUAUCGGCCCGCCGUGCAAUCUCUUCGAACCCUAUGCGUCCUUGUCUCUCUGUGCAGAAAAUAAUUCAGGACGAAAUGAACGAGCUGUUGGGACAAAAGCUACCCAGCUUGGAGGACAGACUGCUUUUAAUUCGACUGGAGGCGGCCAUCGCAGAGACGCAAAGAUUGCGGAGCGUGGUACCGGUCGGCAUCCCUCACGGAACAAUAGAGGACACACAAAUAGGCGAUUACGAUGUACCGAAAGGCACUAUGGUUGUUCCGUUGCAAUGGGCUAUUCAUACCGAUCCUUCGUACUGGCACGACCCGCUCUCGUUUAAACCGGAGAGAUUUAUUGCUGAGGAUGGAAGCCUCGUCAAGCCAAAAGCCUUUUUACCGUAUCAAGCAGGUAAACGUAUGUGCGUCGGUGACGAACUGGCCAAGAUGAUAUUAUUUCUGUUCGCCGCAAGAUUUCUUCAUUCAUUUGUUAUCUCCGUGCCAUCCGGUAUGCGUAUCGAUCUAGAGGGUGAGUGUGGAAUUACCCUGAUUCCGAAAGCGCAUCGCUUAGUUUUUACAUCGCGGGAAUAAGCUUAUAUACACUUGCAACAAUGUUUCUUAUAU